AUGGCCGUCUUCUUAUUCCCUGUGUAUUGUCUCGGCUGGUUGCUUCUACUUGCCUGCAGCAGGGCUAUGAACGCCCCUACCCCUACAUACCCGCAGACUGUGGAAGUGGACUUGAUAUUUCCGCGAAACGAGACCUACGCGCCUGUCCCGCUCACUCCCUUCGUUUUUGCUGUCCAGAACUUCCACGUCUCUAAACCGCUCUACCUACACUUCUCCUAUAGUGUCGAACAGGACCCGUACAUCGAUGCCCCAUCUGCAGGUGGCCAUCUGUAUCUGGAUAAGGCCAACUUCUCUAGCAGCGACCCUUAUUUCAUAUACGGCUGGACUCCCAAGCUCAACAAUACCGAGGCCACAUGGAGGUUCAUCUGGGAAUGGAGUGCAGGGAACUGCUCGAGAUCUAAGAAUCCAGUAGAACCCUUAGAAUUUGGAAGUGUUGGCAGGCGCAACAUUAUCCACUUUACCACCAAGAACGGAGCUAAGCAGCUAGAUCUCGUUGCUGCAACGCAAGAUGGUACCUGCGAUAAGUCACAAGCGCAUACCCUGAAUAUCACGGAGGUAUUGGAUGUCCCUUCGGGGACUAGAUACUAUAACAACCAACCCUUAUGCCCGUUACUUUCGACUAUAACGCCAACUCCGGAUCCCUGCGGGGCCAAAAUAGAUUCUGCGGCGGCAUCGAGCAUUUCAUAUGCCAUUCAAUCCAGUGCGUGUAUAGGUGGUGCCAGUCCAAAUGUGACCUGCCCGCCUGGUGUUGAGCCAUGGAGUUCGGCACGGCGUACAACUGAGUUUUCGACAGGGGCAGUAUUGUUGGUAGCUACUGUUGCUUGGCUUAUUCACAUGAUAUGA
Arthroderma uncinatum is the source of this 843-nucleotide messenger RNA. RefSeq lists its product as uncharacterized. The transcript has a single exon. The coding region runs from base 1 to 843 and encodes 280 amino acids. The record is from RefSeq and is a predicted model, not a curated record. NCBI's taxonomy places the organism in Eukaryota, Fungi, Ascomycota, Eurotiomycetes, Onygenales, Arthrodermataceae.